AUGGCACUGCUCAAUCAAGACGUCAGACGAAGUCUGGCACCCAUGCUUCCCAAAAGGGGAAGGCAGAAGUGCAAGGAGAGAGUUCCGGCCAGGGCCUCAAGAGAGCCCGAGCAAAAAGGCAUUCGUGCAAGCGGCGUCAAUAAGACACCCAAGCCUGCUUUGUCCCGGGACGAAAUGUAG
Sclerotinia sclerotiorum 1980 UF-70 is the source of this 180-nucleotide messenger RNA. RefSeq lists its product with no specific name. NCBI's taxonomy places the organism in Eukaryota, Fungi, Ascomycota, Leotiomycetes, Helotiales, Sclerotiniaceae. The record is from RefSeq and is a predicted model, not a curated record. The transcript has a single exon. Bases 1 to 180 code for a protein of 59 amino acids.